Molecule: messenger RNA, 1038 nt
Organism: Polistes canadensis
Lineage: Eukaryota; Metazoa; Arthropoda; Insecta; Hymenoptera; Vespidae
Product: nuclear migration protein nudC-like
Exons: 4
Coding region: 1-618 (205 amino acids)
Biological process (GO): protein folding
Cellular component (GO): cytoplasm
Source: RefSeq, a predicted model, not a curated record
AUGGUUGGUUGUGUCGGUGGUGUUGGGCACCGGUUUCGCCAGGGAGACAAGCGGGAUUCGCUCGUAAUUCGAAGACUGGUCAUCGCUGUGGCGAUGCCACGGUAUUCAAAGAUCGAAACGGCGGCAAGUGUCGGCACUUGCGGGGGAUCGAGUGAUCCCAGCGCGAAGAUUCGAGUGCCAUUGAAAAUCAACUUUUCGGCCAGACAGAGAGACGUGUCUGUGACGAUAACGAAAAAACAUCUUACCUGUGGUGUUAAAGGACAACCUCCGAUUAUCGACGGUGAUUUUCCCCAUGAGGUCAAAUUAGAAGAGUCUACGUGGGUGAUAGAAGAUGGCAAAGUUCUUUUGAUCAAUUUAGAAAAAGUGAACAAAAUGCAAUGGUGGGCUCACGUGGUAACUUGCGAUCCCGAGAUUAGCACGAAGAAAGUUAAUCCUGAACCAAGUAAAUUGUCCGACCUUGACGGUGAAACCAGAGGCCUCGUUGAGAAGAUGAUGUACGAUCAAAGACAAAAGGAACUCGGACUGCCGACUUCGGACGAACAGAAGAAACAGGACGUGAUCAAAAAGUUCAUGGAGCAACAUCCAGAGAUGGACUUCUCCAAGUGUAAAUUUAAUUAAAAUUACAUUUUAAUCGAUUCGAUCAAACAAAAGUCGUUGAAUAUGAACAGGUUUUAUCCAUAUAUGACAAUUGUUCUGUAACUCGUUGUUGAUGUACGUAUACAGGUAUUUUAAGAGUCGAAUGGAAAAAACGCAUUAUAAGUGUUCCUUUUUAUUUCGUUAACUAUAUCAUAGCAACCUUGCAUUCUUCGAACUUGACAGAUCUGUACGAACAAGACGUAGUCUGUUUUGUAAUGAAAGAACGCCAUAUGAUGGCAGCACUCUCUGCUAUGUUCAAUCGAUUUAACUGUUGUAAAACAGAGAACUAUCUUGUCACGUUUAAACUUGCCUUUUUGUCUACUUAAGUUCAACUCACAUUGCAUUUCUCUCAUUCCUACGUGAAGCGAACGAACUAAUGAGUACAGACAACCUGCACAAAUG